GUACUCUAGAUUUUAGAAUGGCUAAACUUGGUUGACCAGUGGAGCCGAAACGGUGACAUCAAUGAACAGCACGUGGGCUCCUGCUGCAGCCCAACACCGUGUCUGACUCGAAUACCUCAGCCCUGCCCUGGCACACAGACUCCGACCGACGGAGAGAACAUCGAAAACCCCCCCAUCUUCUCCUAGGAUUUCGCUUUUGCUUUUCGUUUUUCCCUUCAGAUAAAAGGCAGAGAUCUUUUGGUGGGUAGUAAAGUGUGGGGCAUGUUAUGUAAACACAACAGCAGCAGCUUGUCUUCGAAGAAUCACCUUACGUAAUCAUCAUCUCCAUUUCUUCAUGCACACUUAGCGCUCCACCGACUAUAAACAACAACGAAAAAGAAAAAGUGAAAACCAAGUGUUUCCAGGAAAAAAGGGUUGUGAGAACAAAACCCACAAGUUUCAAGAUUUGUUUUGCGCUGUAAGAACAAAACAAGAACCACCACUCUGUUGCUACAGUCCUUAUCUUCACAUUGUCUUGUUUGCAUCCUAUGUCCCGUCCGCCUCUGGGUUUCUUUUUUGUCUGGGAUUUCUCGACAGAAUUUCGGGUACUGGGAGCUUCUGUUCUAUGAGUUGUGAAUUUGAAGUAUGGAGAAAGAGAAAGAGAAAGAGAAAACAAAUGUUUAUUCACCUGAUACUGUUCUGGAGGACUUCUUAAGAACAGCAGAAUCUGAAACGGAUUCAUCAAAAGCAAGUACUUCGGAAUCGGAAGCAGUCGAUCCCAAACCGGCUUCAAGAUGGGCUGUAUUUUUCCAGUUGUUGAGAUUUAAAUCAAAAAGAAAGUUAGCCACAUUACAUCCUCUAAAUGCCCUUAGUUUAUCAAAAAGGUUUAGUGGUAGCAUGAGGGAGGAAGUUUGCAGCGUGUCGAAUCCCCUAAUAGAUGCUGAUCUGAACUAUUUUAAGCCUCAAUGGAAGAACUUUAGCUUCUCUGAACUCCAAACUGCGACCAGCAACUUUUGCCAAGGAUAUUUGAUUGGAAAAGGUGGUUAUGCUGAGGUGUAUAGAGGCCGUCUACGUGGGGGGCAGCUUGUUGCGAUCAAACGUUUGAUGAAAGGACCCAUGGAAGAAAGGAUAGGGGAUUUUCUGUCGGAACUUGGGAUAAUGGCGCAUGUUAAUCAUCCCAAUACGGCUAAAGUGAUAGGCUAUGGUGUUGAAGGUGGAAUGUACCUUGUCCUUGAAUUUUCUCCCAUUGGAAGCUUGGCCUCUAUGCUUCACAGUUCCAGGGAUAAGGUGGAGUGGGAUAUUAGGUACAAGGUUGCAGUGGGAACAGCUAAGGGAUUGCUGUAUCUUCAUGAGGGUUGUCAAAGGAGGAUCAUUCACCGAGAUAUUAAGGCUGCAAAUAUAUUGCUUACGGAGGACUUUGAACCUCAGAUAUGUGAUUUUGGCCUUGCGAAAUGGCUGCCAGAUCUCUGGACUCACCUUACUGUUUCAAAAUUUGAAGGCACUUUUGGUUAUCUAGCACCCGAGUUCUUGAUGCAUGGAAUAGUUGAUGAGAAAACUGAUGUUUUUGCCUUUGGAGUCCUCCUGUUGGAACUUAUUACUGGGAGACGAGCCCUUGAUUACUCGCAGCAAAGCCUUGUUAUGUGGGCUAAACCCCUGCUGAAGAAGAACAAGAUUAGCGAGCUUAUAGACCCCUCGCUCGCUGAAGCCUACAACCCCAUGCAAAUGAAUCUCAUGAUUUUGGCAGCUUCCCUUUGCGUGCAACAAUCUUCAAUCAAGCGCCCUCGAAUGAGUCAGGUGUUGCUGCUUCUAAGAGGGAGCUGUGGGAGCUCAGACAUUAUAAAAAAAUGUAAAAAACUAUCAAGUUGGAAGAAGUAUUAUAAGGAGCUUUUCAGUGCUGAAAAGUACAGCUUCGGCCGAGGCGUAGGCGUAGGCGGUUUAACUCUGCAGACGCAGAUGGCCAUUGAAGCUUAAAUGGCACACUAUUUUGGUUAGUAUUAGCAUAUCUAUAGAUGUAGAGAAGUAGGCAUUUGCUCAGAGACCAAAAUUCAUCAUAGGACUAGACACUGUUAUGUAAAAUACAAGGUGGUUCCGAUAUUACAUGUAAAUUAUAUUUGCA
Molecule: messenger RNA, 2095 nt
Organism: Sesamum indicum (sesame)
Lineage: Eukaryota; Viridiplantae; Streptophyta; Magnoliopsida; Lamiales; Pedaliaceae
Product: receptor-like cytosolic serine/threonine-protein kinase RBK2
Biological process (GO): protein phosphorylation
Molecular function (GO): ATP binding; protein kinase activity
Source: RefSeq, a predicted model, not a curated record